AUGGAAGGUGAAGAGGGAGCUCGCACAUGCAAUGGCAGGAGCUGGGAAGAAUACAUGUACUGGACCCAUUUCCAGUUCACCCAUUUCUGCCGCUUCCUCCAUUCCGACUUCCACCACAGCCUCGCAAUCCCGACGAAAUUUUCAACCCACAUGAGCUCCAGACUGCCGGGAACUGUGGCGCUCAGGGGUCCGAGCGGUAUCGACUGGACGGUGGGCGUGGCGAUGAGCGACGACGGGACUCUGUUCUUCAAUGGGGGGUGGAAGGAGUUCGCUCAGGACCACGGUUUACAAGCGGGCGAUCUCUUGAUCUUCAGGUUCAAUGGGCACUCUCAGUUCGACGUGCUGGUGCUGGAAUCGGAGAGCUCGUGCGAGAAGACGCGAUCCUAUUUCCUGUCGAUGAAACAGGGGCCUCCGAUGGAGGAGAAGAAAGCUUGGGGAAGUGCAGCUGCGGCGACGCCUUCCGGCGCCGGCUCUGAAGAAUUCAUCCCGUCACCGGAGCAGCACGAUGGUAACGUUGCUGGCGUUGAUGAUGGUACAGGGGGGUCUCUUCCGCCGAUUGAGAUUGACGUUGAUACUCUGCCUCCACAUCCGCCACCGCCUCCACCGCCGCCGCUGCUGCCCUCUUGCCCACCGUUCAUUACCAAGUUGUCGAACAAACAGGCCAAGAAAGUACUAACAAAGAAGGUUGUCAGUCUCAACAGCCACAGAGGGGCGUCCACUCCGACCCCGCCGCCGACGGAAUCGAAACUAGGGGCUCUCAGAUUAGCGAAGCUAGCUGUGAGCAAAGAUGGGUUUCUCACAGUGAUGAAAACCACCCACGUUGAGCGGACCUUCUACCUGGCAAUCCCAUACUCGUGGAUGAAGAAACACAUGGACGAGAGGGAGAGGCAGGAUAUGAUUCUGACGCUGGGAGAAAAAGAAUGGCCGGUGAAAUUCAAGCUCAGAGUGAACAAGAAUGCCGGAGGGCUGACCAACGGAUGGAAGAAAUUUGCUAGAGACAACAAUUUGCAACCGUAUGAUGUCUGUGUGUUUGAUAUUGGCGGCGAGCGGCGCGGUGGCCCUGAUCCUGAGAGCUCAAUCAUGGUUCUCAAAGUUCAGAUCUUUCGCUGACGUUGAAGUGGGUCGGUACUCUGUAUAUACG
Messenger RNA from Linum tenue, 1141 nucleotides. The record is from the annotation of a GenBank genome assembly. Lineage: Eukaryota; Viridiplantae; Streptophyta; Magnoliopsida; Malpighiales; Linaceae.